CUGCCCCCGCCCUGGCGCUUCCGGCGGGGCAGCUCGCGGGUGGCGGGGCGGCUCCGCUAUGGGGAAGAAGCACAAGAAACACAAAGCGGAGAAGGCGGAGUGGCGCUCGGCCUCCGCCACCGCAUAUGGCGAUUAUGUGGAUAAGCCUUUGGAAAAACCUUUAAAGCUGGUCCUUAAAGUUGGAGGAAGUGAGGUGACUGAACUUUCUGGAUCGGGGCAUGAUUCUAGUUACUAUGAUGACAGAUCAGAUCACGAGCGAGAACGACAUAAAGAAAAGAAGAAGAAAAAGAAAAAAAAGUCUGAGAAGGAAAAGGAAAAGCAUCUAGACGAUGAGGAACGAAGAAAGAGAAAGGAAGAGAAAAAGAGGAAAAGGGAGAAAGAACAGUGUGACACUGAAGGAGAAACUGAUGAUUUUGAUCCUGGGAAAAAAGUGGAGGUUGAACCUCCUCCGGAUCGUCCUGUCAGAGCAUGCAGAACUCAGCCGACUGAAAAUGAGAGCACACCAAUCCAGCAAUUACUAGAACAUUUCCUUCGCCAGCUUCAAAGGAAAGAUCCUCAUGGGUUUUUUGCUUUUCCAGUCACGGAUGCCAUUGCUCCUGGAUAUUCCAUGAUAAUAAAGCACCCUAUGGAUUUUGGUACGAUGAAGGAAAAAAUUGCAGCAAAUGAAUACAAAUCAGUCACUGAAUUCAAGGCAGAUUUUAAACUGAUGUGUGAUAAUGCAAUGACUUACAACAGGCCAGAUACUGUUUACUACAAGCUAGCUAAGAAGAUACUGCACACAGGCUUUAAGAUGAUGAGCAAAGAACGGCUGUUAGCUUUGAAGCGCAGCAUGUCGUUUAUGCAGGACAUGGAUUUUUCUCAGCAGGCAGCUCUUUUGGGUGAUGAAGACACAGCAGUUGAGGAACCUGUCCCUGAAGUUGUUCCUGUACAAGCAGAGACUACCAAGAAAUCCAGAAAGCAAAAUAAAGAAGUUAUUAGCAAAACUUUCGUGUGUAUUGGAUCUGAAUCUCUAUAUAGAGAGAAAUUCUUAGCUAAGCAAAUGGAAGAAGAUACUCCAGGAGAGAGAAAUGGAUUUGGUGGGAGGAGAUGCUCUACCCAGUACCUAAGUUGCAUAUUUGAACCCGAGGGAAAUGCGUGCAGCCUGACAGAUAGCACAGCUGAAGAGCAUGUCCUGGCUCUAGUGGAACAUGCAGCAGAUGAAGCUCGGGAUAGGAUCAAUCAAUAUCUACCCAACAGCAAGAUUGGUUAUCUGAAAAAAAAUGGAGAUGGAACUUUAUUAUUUAGUGUAGUAAAUUCAUCUGAUCCUGAAGCAGAAGAAGAGACUCACCCAGUGGAUCUGAGUUCACUGUCAAGCAAAUUAUUACCUGGCUUCACUACACUGGGCUUUAAAGAUGAACGAAGAAAUAAAGUAACAUUUCUAACAAGUGCUAAUACAGCUCCUUCCAUGCAAAACAACUCUCUAUUUCAUGAUUUGAAAUCGGAUGAAAUGGAACUCUUGUACUCCGCCUAUGGUGAUGAAACUGGGAUACAGUGUGCCUUAAGCUUACAAGAAUUCGUGAAGGACGCUGGAAAUUACAGCAAGAAAAUAGUAGAUGAUCUUCUGGACCAGAUUACUAGUGGAGAUCACUCAAAAACUAUUUAUCAGCUAAAGCAGAGGCGAAAUAUCCCAGUAAAAUCAUUGGAUGAAGUUAAAGUUUCUAUGCAAACAUCGCAAAACAUGAUAAUGUUCUGCAGUGGCCUAGGAUCUGAUCAUGGAAAACCGGUUCUGCCAGUUCUCAUAAAAGAAGAACACAAGUUGUGUAAUACCUGUCCAGAUUCUUCCAAACAGAUUAUGAUUGGAGAAUCUGCUGGAGACAGUAACACUUCUGACUUGGACUUCCUCUCUAUGAAACCAUAUUCAGAUGUAUCUCUUGAUAUUUCUAUGUUAAGUUCAUUAGGGAAAGUUAAGAAGGAGCUUGAUCAUGAUGAUAACCAUUUACAUCUGGAUGAAACAACUAAGCUGCUGCAGGACCUUCACGAAGCUCAGGCUGACAGAGUGGGAUCCCGGCCAUCAUCCAAUCUGAGUUCACUUUCCAAUACCUCUGAAAGAGACCAACAUCAUCUUGGAAGCCCUUCUCAUCUGAGUGUUGGAGAACAGCAAGACAUGGUUCAUGAUCCCUAUGAAUUUCUUCAGUCUCCAGAAACCUCAAAUGCCACUACUAACUAAUCUGAUAUGUACUAUAUAUAUUUUUUAUUUUAAUUAUAUUAUGUUUUUAUAAAGUUUUUGUCCAUGGCAGAAACCUCCAUUUUGUCCUCUUUUCUAUGAGGAUUCCUGUAUAAUAUUAUCAUGUAUGCUGGAUUAAACAACAACAAAAAAUAUUUAGUACAUCAUGUUUUUAGCAAUGUACCAAAGCCUGCUUUUGAUUUGUUUGUUGAAGGUCGUUGUCUGCUGGUGUGUGAAUCUUGACUGAAAAAACCCAAAAUAAUGUGUUAGAAAAAUUUGUAUCUUACAGAAGCUAAAAAGUGAUGAUUUUCCCAAUAUCAUGGCAGUUAUUAAAUGUUUCUAGUAGAAUUACCUGCCAGUUCUGUUCAGGUCUUUACUUGAACAUAUUCAAGGAGGAAUAUUUUAUUUCAACAGUGACAGAACUACAUGAACUGUGAAUAUUAUGCUUCCCAUCUUCUAACCCUAAUAAUUUGUAAAAGAUAUUUCUGUUUCCCCAUUUUUUAAAAACCUUUUUUAAUCACUCUAGAGAGUACCUAAUUUGAAGGUAACAAUACUUUGUAGUUGCAUUGAAAUGCUCACUACAAGAAUUCUACCCCGAAUCUAGAAAAGGUUAAUGCUAUUGUGAUCCAUUGUGUCUUGAAACGCAAAGAAAAUACAAUACUUAUAUUUUUUUCAUUUGAUAUGUUUAUUUACUUGGAUGGAAAAAAUACUGGAUAAGUUGUGCUUUUCAGUAAUUUUAAAAUAAACUUUUGUAAUUCUGUACUGAUGUAACUUGGCAAUUUUGUACUAUUGACAUGUGCAAGCUUGACAAAUAGUAUGAAUUUACAAUAUUUUGUAAAUACUAAUAAAAAUACAGAACUACUUUUGGUGUUUGCAAAUACCAUGUUCUUGACAAGAAAAAAUUUGCUUCCUUAUCUUUACUAAAUCUGAAAUACUAGGAGGUUUUGGUAUGAUUUUUUUUUCUGCUGCUUCAAAUGAAAUUUCAUCGUGCCCAUGUGUAGCUGUAAACAAAACUGACUGAAUUUCUAGGAACCAACAAGGAAGUCUAUCAUAUAACUGACAUCUGAUAUCAAGGUCUUGAUAAAGUCUGAAUGGGAAGAUCUGUUCAUUCAAACUAGAUAUUUGUGGCCUGUAUUGUUUCCCAGCCCUCUGAGAUACCUCUUCCCAGCCCCUCCCCCACCCAUCUUCUUAGGGAUAUCUGUUUUCUCUUUGACUAUUAAAGGUACUUGCACAUUCAGUCAGCUG
Messenger RNA from Cuculus canorus (common cuckoo), 3448 nucleotides. RefSeq names its product bromodomain containing 9 (gene BRD9). NCBI's taxonomy places the organism in Eukaryota, Metazoa, Chordata, Aves, Cuculiformes, Cuculidae. The record is from RefSeq and is a predicted model, not a curated record. Gene Ontology annotation, biological process: regulation of transcription by RNA polymerase II. The transcript is spliced from 19 exons. Bases 59 to 2206 code for a protein of 715 amino acids. Gene Ontology annotation, cellular component: nucleus.